Drosophila grimshawi is the source of this 1432-nucleotide messenger RNA. RefSeq names its product LSM12 homolog A (gene Lsm12a). The record is from RefSeq and is a predicted model, not a curated record. The transcript is spliced from 5 exons. Bases 718 to 1395 code for a protein of 225 amino acids. NCBI's taxonomy places the organism in Eukaryota, Metazoa, Arthropoda, Insecta, Diptera, Drosophilidae.
UGCAACACUGCGAUUUCUUUUCGGCCUCCUUUUUGGCUGCUGUUUCGUGUGUUGACCAAUAAAUUUUUCGUACGCAGCAUAUUUUUUUUUGACACUUCUCAAUUACAAAACCCUAAUAUACGUAUUUAAACCGCAUAAUCUGCUUACGGGACUGGCUGAGCGAUUAUUACUGGGCAACUCACGCAACAACAUUGUAUGCAGCUCGCGUAAAAUACGUACACGAACUAACAAAACGACGGUAAAAAAGAAGAAAAAAAAACAGGCAGAGGCAAAGGCAACUCCAACAACCGACACUGAAACGUGAAUGUGAAAGCGAAUAAGCCGCGGCAAGGAACUGGUGCAACACACAAGCGCAACAACAGCACAUAUACGACACAACAGAAGCAGAGAGCGCAAAACAUAUGUGGCUAUAAACAAAAGGCAUUGGCAUUAGCACUUUCCAUGACAAUUAAUUACAAAAUACGCUAGCCUGUUGUGUAAACAAUUGCCAAUCGGCUCGAAUCGCAUCACUAGCGUACGACAACGACGGCAGCAUCAACAAAAGCAUUCAACGCAUCCAUUGCAGGCAUAUUGACUUCAAUUAUACAUAUAUAUAUAUACAUAUAAAUAUAUAUAUAUAUAUAUCUCGUGUGAGUGUGUGCGUGUGUGUUUGUUAUCAAUAAUAUCGCAUCGGAAGUUGUUGCUAAAGAAGAGUUGCAGCGAGAGCGACAAUUAAAAAUGGCCACCGCUGCCACCGUCGACGUUGUAAAUGCAGUGAACGACUGCUUCAGUAUCGGUUCCACAGUGCUCUGCACGAACUGUUUCAAGGAGGAGGUGGAGGGCGAGGUGCUCGCAUUCGAUCAUAACACAAAAAUGCUUAUAUUGAAAUGUCAUUCGAAGACGACAGAGGAUCUGAGUGAUGUUUAUGUGAUGAACUUAUCGCUAUGCAGUAACGUGCAGGUAAUCAAGGAAUGCAAUGGCAAUUUCAUUGAUGACCCCCAAAAGCUCAACCUGGAACAGGUUAAAAUGCGUCUUCGCAAAACAUUAGAGAGAAGACAGGAUUAUCUCAAGUCAAAGAAUGCCGAUGUCAGUCCAGAAGCACAAGAGCUCUAUAGAGCGAUAGCCAAACAACUUGGGUCGCAUGAAGUGUCGUGGCAAGGACAGAACAUACAAAUAUUAAAUGAAGUUACCGUCUCGCCGCCAUACAGGGUGGAUAAUGUUGUUUCCAGUUCGGAUAACGAGACUGCGUGCAACUACAUAAAACGAAUUAUCAAACAGUUCUUCAUCACGAGACCUUCGGCGGCUUUGGAAAAUACGCAUGGCACGGCCAGCUCUUCGUCGGCAUCCGUGUCGCCAUCGUCCUCAUCUCUCUCAUCGAGUAAUGCAGCUUCAGGAUCGCCGGUUCCCGCUAACUAAAAAUAAACAAAACAAAACAAAAAAACCUAUUUGUUUC